CUGUCAGAAUGGUACAGCAGCUUGGUCCAAAUGCUCUACUUGCAAAAUUUGAUGUGAAAUCGGCUUUCAGGAUUAUGCCGGUACACCCUCAGGACUUUGAGUUGCUAGGCUUGUGCUUUCAAGGUAAAUACUACUUUGAUAAAUGCUUGCCGUUUGGCUGUUCCAUAUCAUGCUCAGUGUUUGAAAAAUUCAGCACCUUUUUGCAAUGGUGUGUCCAGCAAAAGUUGCCUAACCACCAACUCAUGCAUUACCUUGAUAAUUUUCUCACAGGCGGAAGACUGUGGUGACAACCUUGAUACAUGUCUCGGUACUUUCCAGGAGCUGGGCGUACCCGUAGCACAUGAGAAGACAGUAGGUCCUGCAUCCUGCUUAACAUUCCUAGGUCUUGAAAUCGACACAGUCAGGAUGCAGGUUAGAAUACCACAGGAAAAGAUUGUAAAUAUCAACGCAAUCAUACACGAUAUGCUGGCCUCAGGUAAGUACAAAGUGACCCGUAAAGCUUUGCAGUCUCUGGUGGGUAAGCUAAAUUUCAUGUGCCGGGCAAUACCCAUGGGUAGACCGUUUUGCCGCAGACUGAUUGAUGCCUAUACAAAGGUAUGUCAUCAAGCACACCGUGUUCGCAUCACGCGGGGAGUUCGGGAGGACCUAGAGGUUUGGCUCGGGGUCUUGGGGGAAUUUAACGGCGUUUCGGUUUUUCAGAAUCAAAAGUGGGCUGACAAUACAUGUCUGCAGCUGUUUACUGACGCAGCCAGCACUAUGGGGUUCGGCGCAUACUAUAACGGGAACUGGGCAAACGGGCUCUGGCCCCGUGAGUGGGUGGAGGACGGCUCGACUCGUGACUUGACACUGCUGGAGUUGUUUCCGAUUGUGCUGUCAGUUUGUCUGUGGGGGACAGCCUUUGCUAACAGGAAAGUACUUUUCUUUUGUGAUAACAAAGCUGUAGUGUCAAUAAUAAAUAAACAGUCUUCAAAGGCACCCAGAAUCAUGUCACUGAUUAGGCAGCUAGUGCUGCAGUGCCCCAAACACAACAUUUUGUUCAACGCCAGAUAUAUAACAACACACGACAAUAUUAUCGCAGAUGCACUGUCGAGAUUUCAGUGGGAGCGAUUCCGCAAUGCAGCUCCAUCAGCCAACCUGCAUCCCACACCACUUCCAGACAAUCUCUGGCAGGGCUAACAAUCGAGGCAGAGAGGCUCCUUCAGCGAUCAUUGGCGGCAAACACGUGGGCAACUUACCAGGCAGGAACCCAAGCGUUGCAAGCAUUCAAGGCGUCACAAAACCUGGGAGAUGUCUGGCCGGUUCCAAUCACUCAUCUGGUACAUUUGUCAGUGUCAGUGUCAGGACAUGCACCGAGUACGGUAGGGACGUAUAUGGCCUGUAUCUCAACGUACCAUAGGCUACACAGCAUGGAAGACCGCACUGGCCACUUUGUUAAUACUAAAAUGAUUACCGGGAUGCAAAAGUGUCAGGGGAGGCAGGAUCACAGAAAACCAAUAACAAUAGACCUGCUCAAAGUAAUUGUAAACAACCUGCAAUUUGUCUGCUCUUCUACCUAUGAAAUAAGAUUGUUCAAAGCAGUAUAUUGCUUGGCCUUCUUAGGUUUCUGUCGGGUGAGUGAACUCGUGCAAACCAAACUUUCUCAGCCAGGGUGCUCUUUCUUAGACCUAGAAGUCCAAGACACUACAAAGACCGUAACAGUCGCUCUAAGGCAUUCAAAAACGGACAGGAGGUCACAUGGUAUAGUUGUUUCCAUUUCCGCCAUACCUGGCCACAAUCUGUGUCCAGUGGCUGCAGUUAAAGCAUACCCAACAGUUCGAUCACAGGGUCAGACUCAAGUAUGGUACACUUUGAUAAAUCUCCCCUGACAAGGUAUCAAUUUCAGGCCGUGCUAAAAAGAGCACUGGCGCAUAGCGGCAUCUGCACAGCAGCAUAUUCUUCGCAUUCCUUCAGGAUUGGCGCAGCAACGACAGCAGCCGGUAACGGAGUGAGUUCAGAUUUGAUACAGCACUUUGGUAGGUGGGGGUCAGAAUGUUAUAAAAGCUAUAUACGCAUACCUGCAAACAUUUAAAUCGCCAACCAUGCAAGAACAGUUUUCUUCCUAUUGAUUCAUGUUUUCAGUAUGGUUGGUUGGGUCCAGCUUCCUGACCCGGGCGAGAGAGCACCUACAGGACAGUGACUUCGGUAUUCCAGGGGGAUGUCUCUGGUUGGCAAGGGGCGGCAUGCGGUUAGAGGAGCUGACCAAGCUGAUAGAUGCCCAGGGCAAAGCAAUGCAGACACCACCAAAGGCGGUGGUGAUUCACCUUGGUUCGAACGACCUUGGUAAGGUAACCACGUGUCAGCUAUAUCAUGAGAUCAAGCUGGCACUCCUGAGGAUACACCUCCUCCUACCUGGUGCUGUCAUUCUGUUGUCAGACAUGCUGCCACGGAGGUACUGGCAUGUAGCCAGCCGUGCCCGGGACCUGGACGGGGCCAGGCAGAAGCUGAACAGACGAGUGGGGAACAGGGCCCGUGAGCUUGUGGGGAUACGGGUUCCGAACACAGUGUUCAACCGGCAGGAGCAGCAACUGUACCUGCGUGACAGGGUUCAUUUGUCACCAGCCGGACUUGAUCUAUUCACACAAAACAUUGGCAGCUCCCUUUCGCAGUAUGCUUGUAGGAAACAUUUUCAGUAUAGGAUAACACGUGUUGGCGCCAUGGCUCCAUACAAGAAGGUAUUCGUAAUGAUGUUAUUGAUAACACCGUUUGUAGCUCUUGUUACGUACAUGAGCAGCUCCAACAUCAUGACCUCUGACAUUCUCGGCAAUAUAUCAAGACACAUUUUCCAAGAGUAUCCUCCAUCAAGUAUUAUAUCGGUUUAUCCUAUACCUAAAAACAUCACACCAUUCGAUCAACAUUCGAGUAUCCUAUCGCAUUUAUUGACAGGGCACUGGAAAACACAUACUUUGACAAAAAAGGAAGAUGAAGAUAUAUUGAAUUUUCUUUCUGACGUAAAUGUCCGAUAUACCUUACCUAAGAAUUAUCAAAGGAUUGAUGGUCUCUGUGGAAAUGUUACCCACACAGGAUCUAAAACUGCUGAGUGGAUAAGAGCCUUGUGUGAUCCUAAAGGAACAACCCCGUGCUGCUUCAACAAUAAAUGUGCUAAGAAGUCUGUUGAGGAAUGUGUGUGUCCUGAUUGCUAUGACAUGCGGAACCAGAAACAUGCUGAAUAUUCCACCUGGACCCCUUCAGACCCAAGACAUGGCUACAAGGAACACAGCCCCCAUGAAGCUUGCAGCAUCCUUAGCGGAAGCAUGAUUCUGUUUGUUGGGGAUUCUCUUGUUCGCUAUGUAUAUACAGCUAUGGUACUGCUUGUUACAGGGAAUAUGAAAGAUGGAGCCAUGAAUCAAAAUGUACCACAGAAUGUUACGAACUUGUGUAGCGGAAUGUAUAUGUUCACAGAAAAAUUGUGUCGACUGCAUCUGAGGUAUCAGCUUCGUGCUUGCAACGGUACAGUUAACCUGGAACUGAAGUACUUCUUCUCUGCAACAUAUGGCCCACAAUUGAAACAAAGUGUUGCAAAUUUAAAUAACAAGUCAUUACUUUUUGUAGGUAUAGGUCCACACGAUCAUUUUAUCCAUAAUGAAGUUCAAAAGAAGUUUUUGUUACCAACACUUUCCUAUAUACGCAACAAUACGAGACCUUGGCCAAAAGUACUGUGGGCAGCGAGUCAUGCUCCGGGUGCGUUGAAGUCCCCGAAAGUGUUGGCCCAGUCGUACGACAGUGUAAAACGAUACAAUGGCAACAUGGAGAGUUUCCUUAGAUCUUGGAAAGUUCCUAUUUUCGAUACCUUUAACAUGACGGAUGGAAUGACGAGUUUUGAUGGUCUGCAUUAUGGACUUGGGAUAAAUGUUGUGAAAGCGAAUGUAAUAUUGAGUUACCUAAAUGAAUUGAAAAAUAAAGGAUUGUGGCGAAACCUGUUGUAG
This is a messenger RNA of Haliotis rufescens (red abalone), 3962 nucleotides long. RefSeq lists its product as uncharacterized. The transcript is spliced from 3 exons. The record is from RefSeq and is a predicted model, not a curated record. NCBI's taxonomy places the organism in Eukaryota, Metazoa, Mollusca, Gastropoda, Lepetellida, Haliotidae. The coding region runs from base 2109 to 3962 and encodes 617 amino acids.